AUGUUUUGGAACAAGUGCCUAUUAGUUGCGCUCGUCGCAAUAGCUGGAGUGACGGCAGAGAACCAAACUCUCUACAAGCCGUUAUACCAGAAAUACUCAAAGUCCACGCCCAAGUUUCAAAACGUAUCUGGUGCCGAUGUCAACCCUCUAAUUCUCGCUCUCAAGGGCCAUUCGGCAGGCCACAAGAGCCAGGGCGGCGGCGGCCACCAUCCACAUUUCCUCGACAAGCGUCAGUCGGGCGGAAAUGGCCUUGGAACUGGUCUCUGCGCACCAGGAUCGCCUUGCGUGAACGGAGCAUGCUGCGGGAAGACGGGAAUCUGUGGUUACAGCCCUGAUGAAUGCGGUUCCGGAAACUGCCUUUCAAACUGCGAUGCCAAAGCUGAAUGUGGCCAGUAUGCUCCUCCAAACAAUGCGACUUGCCCGCUAAACGUGUGCUGUUCUAAAUAUGGCUUCUGUGGAACUACUGAUGAUUUCUGUGGCUCUGGCUGCCAAACUGGAUAUGGAGGCUGUGGCCCUGCACAAGAGCCCUCGUGUGGAGGCAGCACCAUCCAACGUAGAAUUGGUUAUUAUGAGAGCUGGUCUGCUACUCUCAAAUGUGAUAGCCGCCUACCGGGAGACAUGGAUCUCACCGGAUUCACGCACAUGAAUUUUGCAUUUGCAUAUUUCAACCCGACCACUUUCGAGAUGAUGCCCAUGAACGCGGGCGAUCCUGCUCUGUACAGCCAGUUUACGGAUCUCAAGACAACCUACCCCGGCAUCAAGACGUGGAUCUCUGUCGGCGGGUGGUCAUUCAACGACGCGACUAACAGCCCAAACACCCAGACUGCGUUUAGCGACAUGGCCAGCACUGCUGCAAAUAGGGCAAAAUGGAUCAAGUCUCUCACCAACUUUAUGCAGACAUACGGCUUUGACGGCGUGGAUAUUGACUGGGAGUAUCCAGGUGCCCCUGACCGAGGAGGCGUCAACGCUGACACCGAAAACUAUGUGACUCUUGUCAAGGAAAUGCGUGCUUCGUGGGGCAGUAAAUACGGUAUCAGCGCAACUCUGCCCAGCAGCUACUGGUACAUGCGCUGGUUCGAUCUCAAAGGAUUGGAAGACAGCCUUGACUGGUUCAACUUUAUGAGCUACGACAUCCACGGCGUGUGGGAUUCAACCAACAAGUUUACCGGCCCUUUUAUCCUGCCUCACACAAACCUCACGGAAAUCAAGCUCGGCCUAGACCUGCUGUGGCGCAAUGGCAUCGAUCCCGGCUAUGUCACGCUGGGGCUUGGCUGGUACGGCCGCAGCUUCACUCUCUCAGAUCCCUCUUGCAGCACGCCCAAUGGAGUCUGUCAAUUCAGUUCCGGCGGUAAACCCGGGCCGUGUACCAACUCUGCCGGCACACUCUCCAACGCAGAAAUCUUCCAGGUUCUUGCGCAGACCGGGGCAAAGCCUUCGUUUGACUCGACGGCUGCUGUCAAGUGGAUCACCUGGGACACCAACCAGUGGGUCAGCUAUGAUGACGGCCAGACUAUGAAGCUGAAAAUGGAUGCUGCGAACAAUCUCUGCAUAGGCGGCGUUAUGAUAUGGUCGGUUGAUCAAGAUGAUACCAACGGAACCAGCACUUCGGAUCUGCUCGGGUUAGGAGCCGCCAACGGCAUAUCCUCCGCAAAGGCACUUGAGCUCAAGCAGAAUCAAAGAUAUGCCGUAAGCCAAGCAACUAACAUGAACUCGUGCUACUGGACAUUCUGCGGCGACUCUUGCGCCUCGGGCUACUUCCCACAGACAUCAUCAAAUGGGCAGGUCAACGGCGUAAGCUCCAACACGGUAUGCAAAAACGGCCAGCUCGAGACUUUAUGCUGCGCAUCCGGCACCAACAUGGGCACGUGCGAAUGGGAAGGCUGGAAUGGCGUCGGCAUGUCUUGUAGCGGCGGGGGCUGCCUGGGCUCUGGCUCGGUGGCCAUCGCCUUCAACACCAACAACUACAUCAAGCAGGCGGCCGUUGGUCUUUUGAAGGACCAGACAUGCCACGGUGGGUUCCAAUCGUACUGCUGCUUGGGCUUCCGGGCAUCUCCCAAGGGGAGCAUCUCCAGCCUCGACCUCGUUGGACUGAAUGGAAAAGAUACAAACCCAGGACUCAAUGUGGGCAAGUUUGCAGGCCUGACUGUGGCAUGUACAGCAGCAGCCACAGCAGCAGGAACAGCUGCAGGUGCUGCCGCUGCCAUCUUCACUUUUGGCAUCGCCUUCGAGCCCGUGUUCGCGGCCACCUUUGCUGCCGUCUUCGCAGCUUGCGAAAUCAAGGCAAAACAGGCUGCUGCACUGCAAGCUGUUGGUGUUGUGGCGGGCGUACGCACAGGAGGUCGCGGGCAGUCGAAUCCUGUUCCUCGUCCACCCCCCAACCAGCCUCAGAUUCCACCGAAGCAAUCAAAGACGCAGAAGCUGGGUCAAUGGGUUAAGACUUCGUACGAUCCGAAGACGACCAAUGACUGCGCGGUGACUUACACUUGCAAAUAUGGCCUAGGCUUUGAUGAGAUCUGCGAUAACCAGUCCUGGGGCAUCGACAAGGCUAAUGCUGGCCGGCGUGUGUAUCAUUACGACCCACGCGGUCCUGAUAGCGAGUAUGCCAAAGCCCAAUGGGGUUCGACAUGGCGUAAAUCGUGGUAUCGCACAAUGGCCCAAGCCGGAAACCCCGCCCGGUGCCAGGUUGACGAGUUCCCUAUGGGCAGUCUUUGGGAAGGCAGAGCUCCCUUUGGCAACCAAGUCUGCCGUCUGGUCAACGGAGUAGCAAACCGUCGCCAAGGCACCGACUUCCAGCAGUGGCUCUCUGCAAUCUGGGCUCCCUGCUCAGCAUUGCGUUCGUAUUACGGAAAGCCAGAUCCUCCUAUUACGUGGGAGUUCAGUCAUACCCCCAACGACCCUCGACUUGUCGCCAACAGCGCAUUCCCGCAUUUCAUCCAGAAGUACGGCUUCGACUCACAAACCGUCAACUCCCUCUGCUGGGCAACGUACCAAUAUCCAGCAGGCAAUGGCCAGCAGGCAAUCAUGACGGCUUCAGACCACGGCUUCCGCGCAUUGCCAAAUGAUCCCAUGUAUCGUGCUUACGGAUGGCCACCUCAGCAGUACUCCAUCAAUCCCAACAAUGCGCCAAACCUACCAGGGAAUGUAGCCAGUGCUCAGUGGCAGAAACGCAUCAACGCCAGGGCAGCGCUGGAGAACCUGAUUCCGGUCCAGUUUGCAGAUUCGGCAGAGGUUCCCAUUCCUGUUCCUUGCGGCGAGUGCAGCCUCAUCAUUGACGAAGACAACGAGGUUGUGUAUGACCAGAGACCACCGGCGGAGGUCCCUCUCACAAAGACGGCCGGUGAGACUCCCACGCCAACUGUUGCUAAGUAUAAGAAACCAGAGACUGGAAAUACGGUCGACAAGGGCCCAGUUGAGACGGGUUCGGCUUCUCAGCCAAACUUUUGAUGCGAAGGAAUAAAAUUUUGUUUAUGGCUAUUAGUCGC
Trichoderma asperellum CBS 433.97 is the source of this 3482-nucleotide messenger RNA. RefSeq lists its product as uncharacterized. Gene Ontology annotation, molecular function: chitin binding. The record is from RefSeq and is a predicted model, not a curated record. Gene Ontology annotation, biological process: carbohydrate metabolic process. Lineage: Eukaryota; Fungi; Ascomycota; Sordariomycetes; Hypocreales; Hypocreaceae.